GCCGUACACAUAAUAAGCCCUAAAUUAAUAUAUUUAAUAAGAUGACGCAUGUGCGUUGAUCAGGCACAUCAGCCGUCAUCUCAACACCAGCACGCGCGUCUAGAUAGAGACUUGUGGAUCAGCUACGAUGACGUUUUACAAGACUCUCCUCAAACACAUCCGUCACUGGUCAGCUAACUGCCAACUGACCGGUUCUCUCGCCCUGUCCCACAAACUCCACCCCUGCAGGGGUCUGUCGACAGACGGCUCUGCUCCUCGGCCACGGAUUACUGAAGACUCAAUAGAAGUUUUCAGCCAUGUCUACCAGCGAGAUGACAUGACCAAUGUGACAGCUAAAAUCUUGUCCAAAGUUGGCUGCCAGCUUCACAACCGACCGCACCACCCCUUGUGGCUUAUUAAAGAACGCAUCAAAUACCAUUUCUACCGCUCCUACAUCGGACGCACAGGAAACCCGCUCUUCUCCGUACAUGACAACCUCAGUCCAGUGGUGACAGUGGAGCAGAACUUCGACAGUCUGCUCAUUCCUCCAGACCAUCCCAGUCGGAAAAAAGGAGAUAAUUACUACCUGAACCACACACACAUGCUGCGGGCCCAUACCUCCGCCCAUCAGAAGGAGCUGGUGCGCUCAGGUCUGGACCACUUCCUGCUGGCUGGAGAUGUGUAUAGACGAGAUGAGAUUGACUCCAACCAUUAUCCUGUCUUCCAUCAGAUGGAAGGAGUGCGGCUUUUCUCAAACCAUGAGCUGUUUGCUCGAGUGGAGAAUGGUGAGGAGCUGUCUUUGUUUGAGAGCGGUGGCCGCCGCACGCCUCAGAAACAGGAGACACACACGCUGGAGGCUGUCAAACUUGUGGAGUUCGAUCUGAAACAGGCUCUCACUCGCCUCAUGCGACACCUUUUUGGGGAAGAUUUGGAGAUCCGCUGGGUGGACUGCUACUUCCCUUUCACACAUCCCUCUUUCGAGAUGGAGGUGCGCUUCCAGGAUGAUUGGUUGGAGGUGCUGGGCUGUGGGGUGAUGGAGCAGGAACUGGUCUGCUCAGCUGGUGCUGGGAAUAAGAUGGGCUGGGCGUUUGGUCUGGGGCUGGAGAGGCUGGCCAUGGUUCUGUUCGGCAUCCCUGAUAUCCGACUUUUCUGGAGCGAGGAUGAACGCUUCCUGAAGCAGUUCCGCCUGUCUGACAUCUAUCAGCCCGUCAUCUUCCAGCCUCUCAGUAAGUACCCACCGCUCUUCAAUGACAUCUCCUUUUGGCUGCCGUCCGAAGGUUACACAGAAAACGACUUCUACGACCUGGUGCGCAGCAUCGGAGGAGACCUGGUGGAGAAGGUCACGCUGGUGGACGAGUUCACACAUCCAAAGACUAAGAGAGUGAGCCACUGUUACCGUGUCACAUAUCGUCACAUGGAGAGGACUCUGACCCAGGAAGAAGUGCGUAUCAUCCACAGAGCCAUUGAGCAGGCAGCAGAAAAAGAGCUUGGAGCGCAGGGAAGAUACUGAGCUUUCCCAACAGCCAUCAUGAGCGUCUUCCACCUUCCAUGAUGGGAUUCACAGAUGUAGUCACAUCUCUCUGUGGUGAUUAAUUAUAAUGUGGAAACUCUCAGCCACACCUACACUUAGUUAGAGACUCCAUCUGCAGUUUCUUAAGAUAACACUUAAUUUCUCUAUUUACUCACCAUUCUGUCCCUAUAGGGAGAAUUUUGCAGCAGCUUAUUUCCAAACAAAACAUAAUGAAAGGGAUAGUUCAGCUGUCAUCAUUUACUCACAUUCUUGUCAUUCCAAACCUGUAUUGACAUAAAUCUGAAGAUAUUUUUUGAAGAAAGUUGGUAACCAAUCAGUUUUGGUGAUCAUUGAUUUCCAUCGCAUUGACUUUUGACUUCCACUGUGCUCCAUACUGGUUUAAAACGGGCACAAAUGAUGACAGAAGUUUCUUUUUUUUGACAAACCAUCCCUUUAAAACUAAAUUUUUGCGAUCUGGAUGACUAUAUUU
Carassius carassius (crucian carp) is the source of this 1979-nucleotide messenger RNA. RefSeq names its product phenylalanyl-tRNA synthetase 2, mitochondrial (gene fars2). Gene Ontology annotation, cellular component: cytoplasm; mitochondrion. Gene Ontology annotation, biological process: phenylalanyl-tRNA aminoacylation. The transcript is spliced from 7 exons. Lineage: Eukaryota; Metazoa; Chordata; Actinopteri; Cypriniformes; Cyprinidae. The record is from RefSeq and is a predicted model, not a curated record. The coding region runs from base 128 to 1489 and encodes 453 amino acids. Gene Ontology annotation, molecular function: ATP binding; phenylalanine-tRNA ligase activity; tRNA binding.